AGGACGCCGAAGCGCCGGGCGGUUUGGGGGCGCUGCUGCUGCAGCCGGCCCGUUCCUGCCUGAACCCCGAUCCGGGGCCGCUCCCGGCGGGGGGGGACCCCAACCCGCAGUGCUGCCGGCGGGGGCCGCCGCAGAGCCCUUCCCUGCGCCCCGCUGCAGAGCGCGCCCCUCCCGGGGCCGCCCCGCGCGCAGAGCCCGGCAGAGCGCCCGGGACAAUGGCCAUGGCUCGGGCCGGGGCCACGCCAGGUCCCACACGGCCGCCUCCUCUCUUCCCCCCGAAGUUCAGAACUUUGCCGACGUCAGGGGCUCGGCAGCCAAUGGGAGCUGGCCGGGAUAUUUUGGGAGGAGAGGGGGGCGGAGUGGCCCCCGUGGUUCUGGUGUCUGCCUGGCCGCCUUGCGCGCAGUGAAUGGGAAGGCGGCCGCCGCGGGAGCCGCGUCCAGUGUCUUCCGAUCCCGCGGCUCGGCACGGCUCGGCUCGGCACGGCGGGGCUGGCCUGGCAUGGGAGCGGCGAGGGUGCAGGAGGCAGGGACUGAGCAACUGGCCGCUGGAGCGCUCUGAGAUCUCCGCCAUCGCCUCCCCCAGCGGUUACCUGCCCUGCCAGGUUGGGCUGCCUGCCGAACUCCCCGAUGGAUGGUUAGCUCUGUUUACCUGAACUCCCUGCUCGCCUUUCAUCUGCGGACUCCUCUGGCUGGAGCGCUGCUAAACUCCUCGCCGGCUGGUGCCGGUCAGAUAACACCGGGAAACCUGAAAGGCACCACGGAACAUAACCUUUCCCCCCAGAUCUCCCUGGAAGAUUGGGUGGCGCUCCAGGAGCGCGAGCGGAGAUGCGAGGAGAAGUGGCCUCUCUCGGGCUGUGCUGAGAGCCCCUCGCAGCCCUUUGCACUCUCUGUCGCUGGGGUUUCCCACCUCUAAGGACUGGCUGCCCUUGCAUCCUUUUGCACCCUUCGGGGAAGGGAUAAGGAGACCAUGUUGCUCGGUGGGAGUCGUGCAUCCCUGUGGCUGGGAGUGAUCCUGAGCUUCUGGAGCUCUGUGGCUUGGAUGCCUGUUGGAGGAUGCCCCAAUAAAUGUACCUGCUCUGCCUCCAACGUGGAUUGUCAUGGGCUGGGACUGAAAACCGUGCCCCGGGGUAUUCCCAGGAAUGCAGAGAGACUGGACUUAGACAGAAAUAAUAUCUCAAGAAUCACCAAGAUGGACUUUACUGGGCUGAAGAAUCUUCGUGUCUUGCAUUUGGAAGAAAAUCAAAUCAGUAUGAUAGAGCGUGGAGCAUUUCAGGAUCUAAAGCAACUCGAACGGCUGCGUCUGAACAAGAAUAAAUUACAGGUUUUACCCGAGCUGCUUUUCCAGAACACGCUGAAGUUAACCAGAUUAGAUCUAAGUGAAAACCAAAUUCAAGGAAUCCCAAGGAAGGCCUUUCGAGGAAUUACUGAUGUGAAGAACUUGCAACUGGACAACAACCAGAUCAGCUGCAUUGAAGAUGGAGCCUUCAGAGCCCUGCGUGACUUGGAGAUUCUUACUCUCAACAAUAACAACAUCACCCGCAUCCCUCUUACCAGUUUCAACCAUAUGCCAAAGAUCAGGACUCUGCGGCUUCACUCCAAUUACCUGUAUUGUGACUGCCACUUGGCUUGGCUGUCUGACUGGCUGCGUCAGAGACGCUCGAUUGGGCAGUUCACAUUCUGCAUGGCACCCGUGCACCUAAGGGGUUUUAAUGUGGCGGAUGUUCAGAAAAAGGAAUACGUCUGCUCUGGUUCCCACUCUGAACCUCCAUCCUGCAAUGCUAAUUCCAUCACUUGCCCAUCCGCUUGCACAUGCAGCAACAACAUUGUGGACUGUCGAGGCAAGGGCUUAACAGAAAUUCCAUCUAACCUACCAGAGGGCAUUGUGGAAAUACGCUUGGAACAGAAUUCCAUCAAAACAGUUCCUCCUGGAGCUUUUUCCCAGUACAAGAAACUUAAGAGAAUAGACAUCAGCAAGAAUCAAAUAUCUGACAUUGCUCCUGAUGCAUUCCAUGGCUUGAAAUCUCUCACCUCGUUAGUGCUCUAUGGAAAUAAGAUCACCGAGAUUCCCAAAGGCCUUUUCGAUGGACUUGUCUCUCUGCAGUUGCUGCUUCUCAAUGCCAAUAAGAUCAACUGCCUCAGGGUAAACACGUUUCAAGAUCUGCAUAAUCUCAACCUGCUAUCUCUUUAUGACAACAAACUGCAGACCAUCAGCAAGGGGCUCUUUGCACCUCUCCAGUCGAUCCAGACUCUACAUUUAGCUCAGAAUCCAUUUGUGUGUGACUGCCAUUUGAAGUGGCUGGCUGAUUACCUGCAGGAUAAUCCGAUAGAAACCAGCGGCGCUCGAUGCAGCAGUCCACGUCGCCUUGCCAACAAACGAAUCAGCCAGAUCAAGAGCAAGAAGUUCCGCUGCUCAGGUUCAGAGGAUUACAGAAGUAAGUUCACCGGGGAGUGCUUCAUGGACCUUGUCUGUCCUGAAAAGUGUCGCUGCGAAGGAACAAUUGUAGACUGUUCCAAUCAAAAACUCACCCGCUUACCAAGUCACCUUCCUGAAUAUGCUACCGAUCUCCGUCUAAAUGACAAUGAUAUCUCAGUUCUAGAAGCUACUGGAGUCUUCAAGAAACUGCCCAGCCUAAGGAAAAUAAACCUGAAUAACAAUAAGAUCAAGGAGAUCCGAGAAGGUGCCUUUGAUGGGGCAAUAGGGGUGCAGGAACUGAUGCUGACAGGGAAUCAGCUGGAAUCUGUGCAAGGGCGAAUGUUUAGAGGCCUCACAGGACUCAAGACAAUGAUGCUGAGGAGCAACUUGAUCAGCUGUGUGAAUAAUGACACCUUCACAGGACUAAGCUCAGUAAGGUUGCUCUCUCUCUACGACAAUCGCAUCACCACCAUCACUCCCGGAGCUUUCAAUACACUUGUCUCUUUGUCCACGAUUAAUUUGCUGUCUAAUCCCUUUAAUUGUAAUUGCCACCUGGCAUGGCUGGGGAAAUGGCUGAGAAAAAGGAGAAUUGUUAGCGGAAAUCCACGUUGCCAGAAACCCUCUUUCUUAAAGGAGAUUCCGAUUCAAGAUGUGGCCAUACAGGACUUCACCUGUGAUGGUAAUGAUGAAAGCAGCUGUCUGCUCUCUCCUCGUUGUCCUGAUCAAUGUACUUGCGUGGACUCAGUAGUGCGUUGCAGUAACAAAGGGCUGCGCAUCCUGCCCAAAGGCAUUCCCAAGGAUGUGACUGAGCUAUAUCUGGAAGGAAACCAUUUAACAGCUGUGCCAAAGGAGCUGUCGACCUUCAGACACCUGACACUGAUUGACUUGAGCAACAACAGCAUCAGCAUAUUGGCUAAUUACACCUUCAUCAACAUGACUCAGCUAUCAACACUGAUCCUGAGCUACAACAGACUCCGGUGUAUUCCAACCCAUGCAUUUAAUGGACUCAAGUCUCUUCGAGUGCUGACUCUUCAUGGUAAUGAUAUUUCCAGUGUUCCCGAAGGUUCUUUUAAUGACCUUGUGUCCCUUUCACAUCUGGCUCUGGGUACCAACCCCUUGAACUGUGACUGCAGUCUGCGCUGGCUUUCGGAAUGGGUGAAGGCAGGGUACAAAGAGCCAGGGAUUGCACGCUGCAGUGGGCCAGAGGACAUGGCAGACAGACUGCUUCUCACAACACCAACCCAUCACUUCCAGUGCAAAGGACCAGUAGAUAUCAGCAUUGUGUCCAAGUGUAACCCUUGCCUUUCCAGUCCAUGUAAGAACAAUGGGACAUGCAACAAUGAUCCAGUGGAGUUUUAUCGAUGUACUUGUCCAUUCGGUUUCAAGGGUCGAGACUGCAAUAUGCCCAUUAAUGCCUGCAUUCAGAAUCCAUGCCAGAAUGGAGGGACCUGCCAUCUCACUGAGGCAAAUAAAGACGGAUUCAGCUGUUCUUGCCCUCUAGGGUAUGAGGGGGAGAGAUGUGAAAUAAACCCAGAUGACUGUGAAGAUAAUGAUUGUGAGAAUAACUCCACGUGCAUGGAUGGAAUCAACAACUAUGUCUGUCUCUGCCCUCCUAAUUACACAGGUGAGCUAUGUGAUGAGGUGAUCAACCACUGUGUUCCCGAGCUAAAUCCAUGCAAACAUGAGUCCAAAUGUAUCUCCCUUGAUAGAGGAUUCAGAUGCGAGUGCCUACCUGGCUACAGUGGCAAACACUGUGAAACUGACGAUGAUGAUUGUGUGAGCCACAAAUGUCGCCAUGGUGCAGUUUGCGUAGAUGCAGUCAAUGGCUACACCUGUGUCUGCCCCCAAGGGUUCAGUGGACUCUUCUGUGAAAAUCCCCCACCAAUGGUUCUGCUACAGACCAGCCCUUGUGACCACUAUGAAUGCCAGAAUGGGGCUCAAUGCAUUGUAGUGCACCAUGAACCAGUCUGCCGCUGCCUGGCUGGCUUCGCUGGCCAAAAGUGCGAGAAACUCAUCACCGUCAACUUUGUUGGGAAGGAUUCCUAUGUUGAGCUGCCAUCGGCCAAAAUCCGUCCCCAGGCAAACAUCUCCCUUCAGGUAGCGACGGAUAAAGACAAUGGCAUCUUAUUGUACAAAGGGGACAAUGACCCUUUGGCUUUGGAGUUGUACCAAGGACAUGUGAGGCUUAUCUAUGACGCACUGACCUCUCCACCCACCACAGUGUACAGUGUGGAAACAAUAAAUGAUGGACAGUUUCACAGUGUGGAGUUGGUUAUGCUGAACCAAACACUGAACUUGGUUGUGGAUAAAGGAACCCCCAAGAGUCUUGGCAAACUGCAGAAACAACCCACAGUCAGCAUCAAUACCCCACUCUACAUUGGAGGGAUCCCAACAUCUACUGGGCUAUCUUCAUUGCGCCAAGGCACAGAUAGGAUGUCAAAUGGCUUUCAUGGAUGUAUCCAUGACGUCCGCAUUAAUAACGAGCUGCAGGACUUUAAGGAUCUACCCCAGCAGUCAUUAGGAGUCCUUCCUGGCUGCAAAUCCUGUAACAUCUGCAAGCAUGGUAUCUGCCGGUCCAUAGAGAAGACAAGCGUUAUCUGUGAGUGUCACCCAGGCUGGACAGGCCCACUGUGUGACCAGGAAGUUGGAGACCCCUGCCUUACUAACAAGUGUAUCCAUGGUAAAUGCACGGCUGCCAACUUUGCUUACACAUGUAAGUGCUCAGAGGGUUAUAUGGGCAUGUACUGCGACAAGAAGAAUGACUCCUCAAACCCCUGCAGAAUUAUGAAAUGCAGCCAUGGGCAGUGUAAAAUUUCAGAACACGGGGAGCCAUACUGCGAAUGUGACCCUAACUAUAGCGGAGACCAUUGUGACAAAGAGAAUCUUUGCCAGGGGGAGAUUGUCCGAGAAGUGAUCCACAAGCAGCAUGGCUACAGCUCAUGUGUCACUGCCUCCAAAGUUCCCCAGAUGGAAUGUCGUGGCAGUUGCAGUAAUGGGCAGUGUUGCGUUCCCCUCCGGAGCAAAAGGCGGAAAUACAUCUUUCAGUGUGUGGAUGGAUCCUCCUUCAUGGAAGAACUGGAGAGGCAUGUGGAAUGCGGCUGCUCAAAAUGCUUAUAAGUCAUUCUCCAGUCUCUUGCCACUUUAAUCGACUCAGAAGUGCUCUCAAAAUGGGACUAUUUACUUUCAGCGUGAAGAAGAAGAAGAAAAGAAUAUUAAGUAUAUUGUAAAAUAAACAAAAAAUAGAACUUAUUUUUAUUAUGGAAAGUGAAUAUUUUCAUCUUUUAUUAUAUAAAGUAUCACACCAUUUCGGGUAUAUGUAUCAUAUAGUGAGUUAUUUUUACCAUAAAACUUUUUUAACAGUUGUUAAAAAAAUUUAAAAUGUUUUUAAAAAAUAAAGAAAUCAUAGCCUAACAAAAGGAGAAAUGGGGUAAGUUUAUAAGCAUGCACGAUGGCCAAAUGUGAAGAUAUUUCAAGGACCUGCCACAAAACGAUAGAUGCAGACUGAAAAAAAUAUUCUCCGAGGUUCUGGUGGGUACAAUAGGAAAGCACAUUCUCACAUCUGACAGCCAUCUCUUCUAUCUGUGCACCCUGAAAAAGUCUCCCUCUCGAUUCUUACCCUUGCCUAAUAAUGCUAGUUUGUGUUUGGUUCCUGUACAGUGGCUCAGCUUGAUACUCUUGAACCAGUUCCCCAAAAAGUACAUCGGUCUGGCAGUAGCCUAAGUCUGACAUUGACUCCAUUAUUCAAGUACUAUAAUAGUGUAAUGCAUUUUUGUUUUGUAUUUUGUAUUUUUAUCUGUCUUCCCAGUAUAUGCGUGAGUGACUGUAUCUCUUUAGCACGGACAACUCUAUCCAAAAGGAAGUGGGGGAGAGAAUGUGGUAAAGACAGAGUGGGAAGUUUUUGUCCAAAAAGGAAAAAAUAAGUGCUAAGUGACUCCAAUUAAGCAACAUACUAACUACUACUUACCCUUCCUGUGUUAUUUCCCAGGUUUAUGCCUCACUGCUCUCAGCCUUGAGUAUAUUAAAUGUGGGGAAUACACUACAAUGAAGUUUGGCAAACCUAGACGCUGCAGCUUUCAAAGUUCAUGUAUAAAUCCAUUUUAAAAGAGAGUGAAAAUAUCCCAAGAACCAGAAUGUCCCUUGCUGAUAUAAUGUACUUUAUUCCCACUUUCAGUUAUUUCAGCCAAAAUUUUACUGCUUGCCACAGUUGCCUAUUAAUACACACUCUGUGGUACAUGGCCAACAUGCUGCUUCUCCACCUGCUACUUCUCAAAAUUAGUGUAAGUUGCACUGUACGCAUGUGGAAUUCCUAUAGGUCUGCUGUCUGUCCCACCUUAACAGAGAUGUCAUCUGUUCUUAAGGAGACUCUUGAUAUUUCCAUAUAGUUUUGCUCUUGCUUUCUACUAUACAGAUUGACUGAUCCACGCUAAAAACGUUUUCACCUGCACUAUUGUAUAUUCUGCACUUGUUCCUCCUGCAGGACUCCCAUUGACUUUAACAGGAACUGUGUGUGCAGAAUGAAUUCUGAAUAUGCAGCAGAGAUCCAUGUAGAUGACAGAUUCUCAGUGCGAAUCUGAGAGGUGAUUUUUACCCUUAGGGUGUUGGGGGUUUUGCCAGGGUUACCUGUUAGGGACAGUCAUUACAUUACAGAAGCCUUGAAGUGUUCUAUUACCAUGAAUUUCAAACCUCCCUGUCAAUUACCGUUCCAUUGUUUCCUUAAGUAAUUUCUCUCUCUUUCUCCCUGCAAGGGUACUGAGUAUAGUGGUCCUUUCUUCAAUGAGUAUGUUUGUGAGAAACAGCUAAGACAGAGCUUACGCCCUGCAGUUUUGUCCUGAUCCAGUGCCCAUUGAAGUCAAUGGAAAGGAUCAGACCCUUUAAGAGCAGGGGCAGAAAGAGAGCUCAACAGUUUAAAAAAAAAAAGUAAAUAAUUAGUGCUUUUCCCUGAAUGAGGCUUUAAAGAAAAAAAAAAA
This is a messenger RNA of Mauremys reevesii (Reeves's turtle), 7380 nucleotides long. RefSeq names its product slit guidance ligand 3 (gene SLIT3). Gene Ontology annotation, molecular function: Roundabout binding; heparin binding; calcium ion binding. NCBI's taxonomy places the organism in Eukaryota, Metazoa, Chordata, Testudines, Geoemydidae. The transcript is spliced from 36 exons. Gene Ontology annotation, biological process: axon guidance; negative chemotaxis. The record is from RefSeq and is a predicted model, not a curated record. Bases 968 to 5530 code for a protein of 1520 amino acids.